AUGGCUACAGCGCACAUGGCCGUCAGGACUGACACCUUCCCGCACUCUACCUCCCUCUCUCACAGUCAUCAGUCAAUGGGCGCUCGCAUCAUCCCCAUUCCAACUCCGACGAUCAAGAUGUCUCCUCCCAGUAACGGCGAUCCAAUGGAGAUAACCUCACCCGCGCCAUCUUCUAACGGUAACCACAACUCCGACUCCGAAGCCAACGGCAACGGCAAACCAAACGACCGGCCCAAGAACUCUCCUGCGCCCGAUACCAACAAUGUCACGAACAACAGUACCAACAACUCCAAUAGCAUGCCUGCGCCCCCGCCAGCGGCCGCUGCUGUACACCAGCCCAAAAUUGUUCAGACAGCCUUUAUUCACAAGCUCUACAACAUGCUGGAAGACCCAAACAUUCAACAUCUGAUCUCCUGGUCAGCGAGCGCUGAAAGUUUCGUUAUGUCGCCCUCAGCCGACUUCUCAAAAGUCCUAUCGCAAUACUUUAAGCACACCAACAUAUCUUCAUUUGUGAGACAGCUCAACAUGUACGGCUUUCAUAAGGAACGCGACGUUUUCCACACGGGAAACCCUGACACGACACUAUGGGAAUUCAAGCAUGGCAACGGCAACUUCAAGCGCGGUGAUCUCGUAGGUUUACGUGAGAUCAAGCGUCGAGCUAGCAGACAUGCCCUUGUACACCGCGAAAGCAAUUAUACGAAACCUGCGACAUCGCAACCGGGCACUCCGGCCGAGCCCGUUCCUCUUCCACCAGACAGUGCCGACGCCCGAUUGCUCAACAUUGAGCAUACACUGUUUGAUUUGAGCAAUCGUCUGCAAAGAAGCGAAGAGGCAGCUCACUAUAUGCAUGUCAAGAACCAAGCGACCAUGGAAACCAUGAACCGACUGCUUCAUUUUAACCAAGAGCUCUCCAGGACUAUGUUAUCCCUUGUUCCUGCAGAGAGCCCAAUCUCCCGCGAUGUGAUUACUUUACAGGGAGAGAUCCAAAGGCAGGUUGAUGUCCUCAGAACGAUCGACGAGCCACCGCAAGAGCCUCCCUAUACUGGUCGGCAGCAAUACUUUGCUGGGGUUGAGAAUGCUCCAGUAUCCCCGAGACAGCUGGCUCAAGAUGACCAGCGACGGGGUCCCACCUUGGGCGUUCCUUCAGCGCGCAGUCAGAACUUCUACAAACCGCCAGUGCCCUCAAACUUGUCAACCAGUACCAGAAGACCGUAUGGUUCUAUCAGUGGCAGUAGCACCACCCAGUCGUCUCCAUUGCGCACAGGUCCUCCACCUCCGCCUCCCGCUCCUCAUCCUCUGUCCAACGUCGAGACUGUUCCUGGCCCUGGAAGCUUAGCACGCCGCCACACGGCCGCCGAUAUUCGUGCUCACGGCUGGCAACCGACGCCUUCUCCCUUCAGUUCCGGCGCACCAUCCGGUGCAUGGCCGCCCUCACCCAGCAGAGUGGCCCCAGAGGAGCAGCGUAUCCGGGACUCCCUGUCGACAUACUCGCUACAAAAUGCAUCUCAAGUACAUCCCCAUUCACGACCAACUACUCCUCCACCACCAUUCGCGAACGGAAUUGGUGGAGGUUCAGAUACUUUUGGGGGAUGGUCAUGGGGUUCUGCUGGCCGUGAGAACAAGAAUCUUUCUGUAAAAGAUCACUCGGCCCCGGCAACUCGACGUGGAAGUAUGGCGCAUAUCUUGAACCCCAGCGAUACCGCCGAGCGAUCAGACGAAGACGAGGACCCUAGAGGGGACGACGACAGAAAGCGAAAGCGAAUGCAAUAA
This is a messenger RNA of Fusarium coffeatum, 1770 nucleotides long. RefSeq lists its product as uncharacterized. NCBI's taxonomy places the organism in Eukaryota, Fungi, Ascomycota, Sordariomycetes, Hypocreales, Nectriaceae. The record is from RefSeq and is a predicted model, not a curated record. The coding region runs from base 1 to 1770 and encodes 589 amino acids. The transcript is spliced from 5 exons. Gene Ontology annotation, biological process: regulation of DNA-templated transcription. Gene Ontology annotation, molecular function: DNA-binding transcription factor activity; sequence-specific DNA binding.